Messenger RNA from Porites evermanni, 6874 nucleotides. NCBI's taxonomy places the organism in Eukaryota, Metazoa, Cnidaria, Anthozoa, Scleractinia, Poritidae. The record is from the annotation of a GenBank genome assembly.
GGAAAACCAUCAAAGAUGGCGGAUGAUAAUAAGGCUCCGGACGAAAGGUUCGACUUACUGGGGCAAACGAUUGAACAGUUUGUGGAAACAACACGACAAAUAGGGAUUAUUGUGAGUGACUUUCAACCAGGAAGCCAGGGAGUUCUUAAUCAAAAAAUGUAAGUGAUCAGUCCAAUCCUUCGACAUGACACUGUUCGACGACGGUUUAAAGUGACAUUAAAAUGGCUUCAGUGGUUGACAUCUUCUUAAUAUCUUUAACAUCUACCGGCCCCAUAAACGAGGAAAUUAGCCUCCAUACCUUUCGACUUCUUACCAUGUUAGUAUAGAGACUUUUCUCAAUAGUUUCAGCUUUACACCGUUGCGCGUUAAAAGGAUAAGUCUUUAUUUCGGCUGAUCUUCGAUCGCGAGCCAGUCAACUGCCUUAUAAAUGAUAGGCAUAUUGUACUUUUUUGUGGUAAGGAUAUUUCUUAUUACGAGUGCGUACCAUCUUUAUGAAAUAACCCAACAAGUUUGGCAAUAAUUGAAAUGGAACAGUUCAUCCUGGUCGAUUUUUUUCGAAAGCAUUAAAGGUAAUAACUUCCUUCCGAGGUAUUUGGCGCUUUCUAUUCAACCAAAUCUUCCGGUUUGAAUUUCCGGCAACUUCCAGAAGCGAGUGGAACAGGCUUUUCUCGGGUUUGAGAAGGCCUACGGUUAAAAAAACGCUAGAAUAUUUUGGUUUUGGCCCUAGCCUGUUAAAUUGUGUCAAGUGCUUUUACACCAAUGCAGAAAGCUGUGUUCUAAACAAUGGCUGGAGGAAUAGCUUUUUCAAUAUUGAAUGGGGACUGAGACAAGGAUGUCCUCUUUUUAUCCUUUCGGUAGAAAUUCUAGCCAGGGUAAUCACAGGCGUCCCAUGAGCUCAUGUUACGAGUGUGUUAUGUAAAUUAACUUUCUCACAAGAGAGUCUGUGUUGCGUUACAACCGACCAUUGAGAAAUAAAAUACUGAGGUCUGCGAACGCUAAACAUUAUUCUUACUUAUUUUUCUAUAAAAUAUAUAAAGGAGACUUACCUUUGAUGUAUUCCUGUGUUUUUUGGUGGGGAUUCAUCAAUUUAGUCAGCCUUUUUGGCUGUUAUUGUUUGACCCCUGUCACUCUCUUCAUAAUAUAUAGAUUUAGCCAGGGCUAAAAGCGAAGCUCCCGUUAAUAAAUUCAUAAUUUAAAUGAAACAAUAAACUUGCAAUCCACAGAUCUGGGUACAUUCAUGUGACUUUUGAGGCAAAGGCUAAGUGAUUUUAGAGAAAUAUAAUUUGACAGUCCAGGAGUGAAACAAACUUUACAUUGAGUUAGUAGUCUUAUUUGUACACCCAAAAAUAGCAAUCAUGUUCGAUCACAGUAGAUUAGACCUGGAAAGUGUAUUAUAUUUGCAUUAGCUGUUGCAUCAUAAUGUGGCAUUCACCAGUCUCUCCAACAUUGCUCCGUUUGAGAGACUAAUAAUUGGACAACCCUGAAAUAUAAUACUAUGAAGGAACGGUGNGUAAAUACGCUAACAGUGUUUCUCAGUUUUUGUUAUAUUUAUAAAGAUUUUGUUCGACAACUGAAGGCGUUUCCGCCGUCCUUCUGUCAUUUUUGUGCCUGUGAAAUGUCCCUGGGGUGGGGGCAUUUGAUCACCUGAAUGGACCCCAGUGUGGCGCAUUUGAACGGCGUUUUGUCCCGGGUAGGAGAGAAUUUGAACAAUAAUUUUCAAAAAAGUCAAAUGCCCAGGGGGUUGCCUGGGGGGGGCAUGUUGAAGCUUCGAUUUGACCGAUACAUUAUGAGUGUGUUAUGUAAAUUAACUUUCUUACAAGAGAGUCGGUGUUGCGUUACAACCAACCAUUGAGAAAUAAAAUACUGAGGUCUGCGAAUGCUAAAUAUCAUUAUUCUUACUUAUUUUUCUAUAAACUAUAUAAAGGAGACUUACCUUUGAUGUAUUCCUGUGUUUUUUGGUAUGGAUUGAUCAAUUUAGUCAGGUUUUUUGGCUGUUAUUGUUUGACUCCUGUCACUCUCUUCAUAAUGAAAAAUGAAGAGAGUGACAGGGUCAAACAAUAACAGCCAAAAAAACCAACUAAAUCCAUGAAUCCACACCAAAAAACACAGGAAUACAUCAAAGGUAAGUUAGGUUAGAACUAUCUGACUUACGCAACUGGAAAUAUCGCUAAUUGAGAAAAACGCAGUUUUAGAAAGCUUAAUAGUCUCUCAAGCUGUUUAUGUUUCUAUGCGUCCAUGUGUAAAGGAAACAGUGAUCAAAAAUAUACAUGAGCUCUUCUAUUUGUUUCUUUGGAGUGGAAAAAAUGACAAAAUAAUAGGCGACAUAAUCAUGAUAAAUAAUCAUGAUAUAUAACUAUACAGAUGGCGGCUUCAAAAUGGUUGAUAUUGAAUCUUUUAACAAAGCCAAAAGGUGAUAUGUAUUAAAAAAAUUAUUGUAUCUGCUGGAAAUUUUCCGUACCAUUCGAGGCAGAUUCCAAAAGUUCAUAAGCUUUGGUUGAACAGAAAGCACCCAUAAUUUGCCUUUUUCUCACGUUUACUGAAUUCCUGGAGAUUUCCGUACCAUUAACCAGUACCAAGCUAUUUUCGAGGGAAUAAGUUCAGAAAAAAUUCUGAGCUCCAAACAAGAGUCAAACUCAUAAACCUCUAAUAUUUCUCGAUCCAAUGCUCUUACCAUGGCCCUACUGGAACUCUAUGACAGGCAGGGUCAAANGAUCAAAAAUAUACAUGAGCUCUUCUAUUUGUUUCUUUGGAGUGGAAAAAAUGACAAAAUAAUAGGCGACAUAAUCAUGAUAAAUAAUCAUGAUAUAUAACUAUACAGAUGGCGGCUUCAAAAUGGUUGAUAUUGAAUCUUUUAACAAAGCCAAAAGGUGAUAUGUAUUAAAAAAAUUAUUGUAUCUGCUGGAAAUUUUCCGUACCAUUCGAGGCAGAUUCCAAAAGUUCAUAAGCUUUGGUUGAACAGAAAGCACCCAUAAUUUGCCUUUUUCUCACGUUUACUGAAUUCCUGGAGAUUUCCGUACCAUUAACCAGUACCAAGCUAUUUUCGAGGGAAUAAGUUCAGAAAAAAUUCUGAGCUCCAAACAAGAGUCAAACUCAUAAACCUCUAAUAUUUCUCGAUCCAAUGCUCUUACCAUGGCCCUACUGGAACUCUAUGACAGGCAGGGUCAAAUCCACUGAUGUUGCUUUUCUGGUACAUUUCAUUUUUCUUUUGUUCUAAAACAUGGUACAGCAACCAUUCUAAAAUGGAAUAAUUCCAUUUAGAAUGGUUGCUGUAUGUCUCAAAGAAUUACUCUUUAAGACAUAUUUUUCCAAUCGUUUACAAAAUCUCAGUGAAUUCUCACUUUAUGCCAUAAUCAUUGUGCUAGGGAAAAACAGCCAUUCCUUAGAUGUUUCCCUUUACUGCCCCACAUUGGCAAAUUUAUUAUGAAUACACCUUAUUAUGGGAGGAAAUUAAUGAUUCAUAAAAUUAAUGCAAUUUAAGUCGUGUUGAUUUUUGUAAAGAUUACUUCCUUGACAUUAAUUAAGUGAAGUGUUAUUAAAUUUCUGCGACCUUAAUUUCCAUUUUUUUGGCCCCAAAUUCUUGAUACACUUUUGAAAUACUUGAUGCUCGUAAGAGGAGUAUUUCAUCAGGGUGGAGAUCUACCAGUAUCAGGGAAACUGUGAAUAACCCUCAAAGUGGCCAGAUUUCUUCACUCAAGCACUUUGUAGUGUAUGGAAAGUACCACGAACAAAGUUUCUAUUUCAAAUUAUAGGUUUAACUUUUUCUCUGUUAUGUCACCAAGUUUUGUUUUUUGGGAAAUGUCGCAUUAAUUUCCUUCAAGUUGAAAUGUUACCCUCUCUUUCGUGUCAAUUUCAUUUAUUCAAAAUUUGUUUUCCAGUAAAUUGGCAUUAAUUUCCAAUAUCUUAUUUUUAUGUAACAUUAAUUUCCUAUAAUAAGGUAUAGAUGAUAUCCUGUGUCCUCAGAGUGUCCUUAUUGGGUUUUAGUAAAAUCCAGCUAGUGGUCUAUUAUCAAUGCUGCAUUCUGAUUGGCUGAGCUACAACUAGGCUAUAUGUUAUAGCCCACUAGUAGCAAAAGCGCUGGCUUUUUGGCGGCAAAAAAGGAUUAAAGUGUAGCUUUAACUAGCUAAAAGUUUUUUAUUCUGGAUAUUUUUGACCAACUAGUCGGAUUUUACUAAAACCAUUAUUCCUUUCGCCCUCAUGGCCUCCGAGUCAAUAGCCCAUUCGGCCUUCGGCCUCAAGGGAUAUUGACUCAGAGCCCAGUCGGGCUCGAGGAAUAAUUGUUAAAUACCACCUUGAUAAUAAUGAUAAUAUUGUGGUUAGGUCACUUAUUUAACUAUUGUUUUUUCUUUAGAAAUGCAAUGAUUGACAACAUGAGGGAAAUUGAAAAGUGCAAAGCUCAUGUUCAAGAUGUUGAAGUCCCAUUAGAAGUGUUCGAGUAAGUACUGUUACUUCCCCUCAAUCCAAAUAUGUUUUGAACUCAAAAGGAGACAGUUUUAUGAGCCAUGUUCAGCCCUAGUGUGCAUUUCUCAAAACUCCUGAAGAGGUUUUAGGCCUGGAAAGUGAUUUUUCUCAUCUACGUCGUAUCAGCCCAGGGAUGUUUUUUGCAAUGUAGGCAAACAUAUCCCUUGAUCUUGUAAAGUUUUCAAAUUUUUCCCUUUCAGGACCAAAGUUGCUGUAGUGUUUUUAAGAAAUGCAUACAGAGUUUCACAGCACCUUUUAAUGCGUGAAAGUAUGAAUGGUCUGAAAAGGAUUAUAGGACACAAUACUCAUUUUGUCAGCCUGUUUUACAAGUCUGAAACUAUGUACAACUCUUUAAAAAAGGAACUUUGGGAUCUGGUGGUCCAGAUUCAAGACAUGUCACCACGUGAAGCCAUGAAAGGAUUCAACCCAUGAGUCAUUUCACAUGUAUGUUGAGUAUUAUCAUCUGGGUGAAGGUAGUCUUGAAUAGGAGUGUUGUUGACAGUGACUGACAUUUCAACAAGCUGUGCGGUAGUCAUCUUCAGCUAGAGUCAAAGUGACUUGUCGCCAUGUUGUUUUAAUCUUAGACAAGGAACUUCUGCUGUCAAAAAUGCAAUAACUAACUCAUGUUUCCUAAGAAGAAUCACUCCUUAAUUUUCAUUCUCUGAAAAUAUAUAUCACUAUUAUUAUUAUUAUUAAUUGUUACCUCACUCUGCCAGUUCACUUGUUUCCUUAUUGUAUUAACAAUGUUCUACUGCGUAUUUGAAUGUGUGCAGGUACAUUGAUCAAGGAAGGAACCCUCAGUUGUAUACAAAAGACUGCAUAGAAAAAGCACUUGAAAAGAAUCAGCAAGUAAAUGGAAAGAUAGAUGCGUAUAAGGUGGGUGUACAUAGUUUCACAUCAAUGUGGCAUGAGGAAACAGCCAACAUUUCAUGAUGCCACCACUGGUUGCCCAGUGAAAUGAUGUCUGAGCAGGGGCAGAUCUAGGGAGAGGGUGCAGGGGGUGGGUACCCUCCCCAGCAAUACAACCAGUAUUCUACAAAUAAAAAAAAAUUUCUAGGGUAUUGGUGUUGAAGUAAAACAUGAGACGAGGUUGAAGAAGAAUAUUAUUAAAGGCUGUGAAAAUGUCAGUUUGGCACUGUAGUCUGCUGUAUUGAUAUGUAUUGUCAGAAGUUGACAAUAUUAUAUUGCCUAGACAAAAGCCUUCUUCUUCAUAUUCCUUUUUUUUUGUCACGCCAUUCCUAAGUGGUGCACCCACUCCUAAGAAGAAUCGUCGAUCCUUCCCUGCUCAGGAACUAGUGCAGAAAUUCCAAUAUGAUAUUGCCUAGACAAAAACCUUCUUCAUAUUCGUAUUCUUUGUCACACCAUUCCUAAGUGGUGCACCCGCUCCUAAGAAGAGCCGUGGAUCCUUCCCUGCUCAGGAACAAGUGCAGAAAUUCCAAUACGAUAUUGCAGAGACAAAAGCCUUCUUCUUCAUAUUCGUAUUCUUUGUCACGCCAUUCCUAAGUGGUGCACCCGCUCCAAAGAAGAAUCCUGGAUGCUCCCCUGCUGAGGAACAAGUGCAGAAAUUCCAUACUGAUGAUGUGUCAUAACCAGAUCUGGUUAUGGUACUGUGCUUCUGAUUGUUCAUACUAUGAGGACAAUUUGCUUCAACCCAUCAGAAGCACCUCUCAGAUCUGGGUAGUGAGACGUCAUCAGUAUGGAAUAUUUAUGUGUACUCAUUCUUCAGAUGUCAUUUUGCUGGGAAACCAGUGUUGGCAUCACAAAAUGUUGGCUGUUUUCCCAGGGUAACAGUUGUGUUGUUGAAUAGCCUGCGUAGCAGGUGCUAGGAAUAAAUGGGCUCAGGUGUCUCCUUCGUGUGCCCCAUUCUUUCUUGCACCCUUCUAUUCCUAGCGCCUGCUAUGCAGGCUAGUUGUUGAACUUAAAAUAAAACUUAAACAAGUGCAUGGGAUAAGGCCUUUAAUGACAUUGAUCUUAUGUCAAAUUCCUUCUCUAUUUUACCAUCAAAUACAGUCAAACCUCUACUAAAUGCUAUCUCUCCACAACAACCUCUUUUGUGGUCGUUGUGGAGAGGAUCGACUGUACACAGAAGUAGGAAAUGAGAUUCAAGCAAUUGUUCAGAAAACAGUUAGGACUUUUCCAGUCACCUUUUCAUUCAAAAUAAAAAUUAAUAAUAUUUGUUACUAUCCCCCUUAAUUCUUUCAGAUUGUUGAAUUAUUCACCAAUCUAUUUGUUCUGCCUUAAAUUUCCAUAAUCAAAAGUUUGGAGUUACAGCUGUAUUUGAUUUAUCACUGGCUGGUUCCAGCUUCACAGACCUAUGGCUACCACCAUAUCCAUAUUUCUUCCUUCACUUAUUUUCUUUUAGAAUUUCAAGUCACUCUUGGUGGAUGAACUUUCAAAGCAUUUUCCGUUCCUUUAG